ACCAUAGCUUGGCAGACUGUAUGCCGAGUUCGUUAAUGUUUGAAAACAGCAGUCACCGGUACCGGCCCCCGUCCAGUAUCGCAAAGUAAAUCUUUCUGGAGAUAACGCAGCAGACAAAGGAAGCAGGGCUCUCAGCGAAACAUAAUCAUCACUAAACCGCGUCCGAGCCCGCUAAGAUGGUGAAUUUCGACGCUUCGCUGAAAUACAUCGGUUCGUACGGUAAAUAUCAGAAGAUCACGUAUUACGUUGUUUUGGCGCUAUGCUUGACUUGCCCAUUCCAUCAGUUGGGCAGCUCGUUUCUUGACGCCGAGGUGGACUACCACUGCGCCGUGCCCGAGUCACGAGCGGCCGAACGUCUGCCGAACGAGACCGAGUGCGUGUGGAACUACUCCAUACCCUGGGAACGGUCUACGGAAGGUGGCACGUGGAGAUACACCCAAUGUUCAAGGUACACUGUGACAGCUUAUGAGUUGGGCAACUUGAGCUGCCCCUAUAACGCCCUCAACAUCACCAGAAAUGACACAAGACCGACAAAAGGAUGUGAUGGGGGAUACUGGUAUGACACUAGCCAGUAUAAAAGUAGCAUAUUCAUGGAGUUCAAUCUUGUGUGCGAGAAAAGUACCCUGAACAGCCUGUCACAGUCCAUUUACAUGGCAGGGGUCCUGGUUGGAGCCAUCGGGUUUGGACAACUUUCUGACCUGUAA
Molecule: messenger RNA, 704 nt
Organism: Branchiostoma belcheri (Belcher's lancelet)
Lineage: Eukaryota; Metazoa; Chordata; Leptocardii; Amphioxiformes; Branchiostomatidae
Product: organic cation transporter protein-like
Exons: 3
Coding region: 177-704 (175 amino acids)
Source: RefSeq, a predicted model, not a curated record